AUAGACGGCGCGCUUCAAUUAGAGUUUGCGGGUGGUUCUUGGAGGUUCCUUCAACACCGACCCUUACAGAACACUUUAGCUAUGGAAGAUCCAGUAGUAAAGCACAGUGUGCACACACUGGUGUUCCGCUCACUCAAACGAACCCACGACAUGUUUCUCGGUCACGAGGGCCAGCCGAUUCCCGAGGAUGACCUGGCUUUGAAGGCAAAGAUAGCAUGCAAAAUACAGUCGGAGCACUACCAAGUCAAAGAUCUUCCUCCUCCCAACGAGACGGUGGCCAAAAUGACAAUGAGGACUGCACCGACCUCUGCAAAACCUGAUCCACCUUCAGUGACUGUAUUGGGUGGACAUGCAUAUCCUAGUGCACCAGGUGUGAUCCCUUGGACCGGGUACUGCCGCUAAGACACGCCCUCUCUCAGAGGAGGGAAUAGCCGUCGUCAAGGAACAAGUUGCAGCUGCCCACAAACAUAUUCCUACUGGUGCCAGUGUGGGAGACAUCUAUGAACAUGCUGGAAAGGAUCGAAUUGGCCUUCCUUCACAAACCCUGGUCCUGAGCAAGGGGACUCAGCAGCUGGUCCCCCGCCGGGCGCUCCAGACGGUUCGGCCAGAGUGGCACCCUCCGUGGAAACUGAUGAGGGUCCUCAGCGGCCAUCUCGGCUGGGUACGAUGCAUCGCCAUGGAGCCAGGGAACGAGUGGUUUGCCACUGGAUCCAGCGAUAGAACCAUCAAGUUGUGGGAGCUUGCGUCGGGUCGACUGAAGCUGACCCUCACUGGCCACAUCAGCGCGGUCCGGGCCCUCACAGUCAGCCACCGUCAGCCCUACCUCUUCUCUGCCGGGGAAGACAAGCAGGUCAAGUGCUGGGACCUCGAGUACAACAAGGUCAGGCACUAGAAUGAACACAACGAACCGCAGUGCAUUAUUUACCUAGCUUGACUUUAUCAUUGCAUGUACCACAUUAUUGAAAGAGCCGUAACUGUUAUUGUGGAACCCUUACUCCUGUAAUGAGGACACCUCCAUAAACUAAAAAUACCUUUUCUUUCCCCAAGAACAUGAGGUUCUUGCAUGCAAAUUAACCCCUAAAGCGAGGACUACUAAGGACACCUUUUCUUUCCCCCCAAGAACAGUUCAAUUUAACCCCUACACUUCUCAUUGGUGCCUGGAUUGGAGGGUUACCACUGUCAGCCCCUUUGAUAGUACAACUGGUGUGUGUGGUAGUAUCAGCCGUGUGUUGGUUUGCAGGUGGUCCGUCACUACCACGGUCACCUGAGUGGUGUCUACUGCAUGUCCCUCCACCCGACCAUCGACGUCCUCCUGACUGGAGGCAGGGACGCCACGGCUCGCGUGUGGGACAUGCGGACAAAAGCCUGCAUCCACACCCUCGGUGGACACACCAACACAGUGGCCGAUAUCCUGACACAAGCACCCAAUCCUCAGACUCCAUUUCUCAGGUUUUGCUUUGCCAGCGGGUCUCCGGACAACAUAAAGAUAUGGAAGCUACCGGACGGGAAUUUCUUGCAGAACUUCACUGGCCACCAGUCAAUAGUCAACACACUGGCAAUAAACUCUGAUGGGGUCCUUGUCUCUGGAGGGGACAAUGGGAGCCUUCACUUCUGGGACUGGAAAACUGGCUACAACUUCCAGAAACACCAGACCACGGUGCAGCCAGGGUCGCUGGACAGCGAGGCCGGCAUCUUCAAGUGUCUGUUUGACGUGAGUGGUUGCAGACUCCUCACUGCCGAGGCCGACAAGACAAUCAAGAUUUACAAAGAGGACGACACUGCGACUGAAGAGUCUCAUCCAGUUGUUUGGAAACCUGAGAUUAUGAGAAGAAAGAGAUAUUGA
Geodia barretti is the source of this 1843-nucleotide messenger RNA. The record is from the annotation of a GenBank genome assembly. NCBI's taxonomy places the organism in Eukaryota, Metazoa, Porifera, Demospongiae, Tetractinellida, Geodiidae.